This is a messenger RNA of Numida meleagris (helmeted guineafowl), 2375 nucleotides long. RefSeq names its product beta-transducin repeat containing E3 ubiquitin protein ligase (gene BTRC). The coding region runs from base 107 to 1999 and encodes 630 amino acids. NCBI's taxonomy places the organism in Eukaryota, Metazoa, Chordata, Aves, Galliformes, Numididae. The record is from RefSeq and is a predicted model, not a curated record. The transcript has 16 exons. Gene Ontology annotation, molecular function: protein dimerization activity.
GGCAGCGGGGGUGAGGCGGAGGGGGGGGGAACGCGGGGCAGUGCAGGUUCCUGUCGGCGCUCGCUGCGGCCUGGCACUGCGAGGAGGGGCGGCCGCGGCCCCGCGCAUGGCUAUGGACCCGGCCGAAGCCGUGCUGCAGGAGAAGGCCCUGAAGUUCAUGCCCCGAAUACACAUGCCAAAAGAUGGAUUCCAACUUUUAUCUUCUGGAUACCAAGCAUGGCUAAAGCAGUGCUCUAUGCCCAGAUCUCUGUGGCUGGGCUGCUCCAGCCUGGCGGACAGCAUGCCCUCGCUGCGAUGCCUGUAUAACCCAGGGACUGGCGCACUCCCAGCUUUCCAGAACUCCUCUGAGAGAGAAGACUGUAAUAAUGAUGAGCCCCCUAGGAAGAUCAUUCCUGAGAAGAAUUCACUUAGACAGACUUACAACAGCUGUGCCAGACUGUGCUUAAACCAGGAAACAGUAUGUCUAGGAAGCACGGCUAUGAAGACUGAAAAUUGUGUGGCCAAAACAAAACUUGCCAAUGGCACUUCCAGUAUGAUUGUGCCCAAGCAGAGAAAACUGUCAGCAAGCUAUGAGAAGGAGAAGGAGCUCUGUGUCAAGUACUUCGAGCAGUGGUCUGAGUCUGACCAGGUGGAGUUUGUGGAGCACCUCAUCUCCCAGAUGUGUCACUACCAGCAUGGACAUAUAAACUCGUACCUCAAGCCUAUGUUACAGAGGGACUUCAUCACUGCGCUGCCAGCUCGGGGAUUGGAUCACAUUGCUGAGAACAUUCUGUCCUACCUGGAUGCCAAAUCGCUGUGUGCCGCUGAGCUGGUGUGCAAGGAGUGGUACCGAGUGACGUCGGAUGGCAUGCUGUGGAAGAAGCUGAUCGAGAGAAUGGUCAGGACAGACUCGCUGUGGAGGGGGUUGUCAGAGAGGAGAGGAUGGGGACAAUACCUAUUUAAAAAUAAACCCCCUGAUGGUACUGCUCCACCCAACUCCUUCUACAGAGCACUUUACCCCAAAAUUAUACAGGAUAUAGAGACAAUAGAGUCAAACUGGCGGUGCGGAAGGCACAGUUUACAGAGAAUCCACUGCCGGAGUGAGACAAGCAAAGGCGUUUAUUGUUUACAGUACGAUGAUCAGAAGAUAGUCAGUGGCCUACGAGACAAUACUAUCAAGAUCUGGGAUAAAAAUACAUUAGAAUGCAAGCGAAUUCUCACUGGGCACACGGGUUCUGUCCUGUGCCUGCAGUAUGAUGAGCGGGUGAUCAUCACUGGAUCUUCAGACUCGACUGUCAGGGUGUGGGACGUGAACGCGGGUGAGAUGUUGAACACACUGAUCCACCACUGUGAAGCAGUACUGCACCUCCGCUUCAAUAACGGCAUGAUGGUGACGUGUUCCAAAGACCGCUCCAUUGCUGUGUGGGACAUGGCUUCACCAACAGACAUCACCCUGAGGAGGGUGCUCGUAGGGCACCGCGCUGCUGUCAACGUCGUGGACUUCGAUGACAAGUACAUCGUAUCAGCAUCAGGUGACAGAACCAUAAAGGUAUGGAACACUAGUACCUGCGAAUUUGUGCGCACCUUAAACGGCCACAAACGAGGCAUUGCUUGUCUGCAAUACAGAGACAGGCUAGUAGUGAGCGGCUCUUCAGAUAAUACUAUCAGGCUGUGGGAUAUCGAGUGUGGGGCAUGUUUGCGAGUACUGGAAGGCCACGAAGAGCUGGUGCGAUGCAUCCGCUUUGACAACAAGAGGAUAGUCAGCGGGGCAUACGACGGGAAAAUUAAGGUAUGGGAUCUGGUGGCUGCUUUGGACCCCCGUGCCCCAGCGGGGACCCUCUGCUUACGAACCCUUGUGGAGCAUUCUGGAAGAGUUUUUCGACUUCAGUUUGACGAGUUCCAGAUUGUCAGCAGCUCACACGAUGACACCAUCCUCAUCUGGGAUUUUCUGAAUGACCCAGCUGCCCAAGCAGAAUCCACUCGUUCCCCGUCCAGAACAUACACCUACAUCUCAAGAUAAAUAACACUACACUGUACCUCACACUCGCACAGGACUCAUUUAAGCUGCAGUAUUUAAAUUAUCUGCCAAUGCCAGGACAAAAGAACUAUCCACGUAACCAAUACUUGCUGAAGAGAGAGGCUCUCAGACUUGUUUCUGGAACAAAGUUGGCAUGCGGUUGAUCUCAGACAGGGUCUACUCAGCGUGGCUGACUGCUAAAGUGCUGCUAUAUCAGAAGAUGACUUUUAUCUUUCGUGAACUAUUAACAUUUUUAAACCUUCCCAUCCCUUUCCUCCCUCAUCCCCAUUUUCCUGCUCACUCCCCUUCCCUUUACCCUGUUUGGUUUCCCUCCAAACCCGGUCACAGAUGUCCUGUGAAUAUAUUUAAGGUGUUGCCA